Striga hermonthica is the source of this 684-nucleotide messenger RNA. Lineage: Eukaryota; Viridiplantae; Streptophyta; Magnoliopsida; Lamiales; Orobanchaceae. The record is from the annotation of a GenBank genome assembly.
AUGGAAGACAACCUUGUUUUCAAUUACUCGGAAUACAUGGAUGACCUCAACAACAGCGAGGGUUUCUACGUAACCCCGAGUCGAGACGGCUCGGUUUUGCUAGGCGGGAUACGGCCGGUCGGAGAUUUUUCCGGAGAAGAUCGUAUUCGCCGGAAGGCAGAGGCCGCCGCCAGGUACGCGGUGGAGGAGCACAAUAAUUGCGAAAAUGGAAAUCGUCGUCUCGACUUUCUAAAAAUAUUGAAUCUCAACGUGGAGCCUGCCGCCGGGGCACUUUACUACAUAACCUUGGCGGCGGCCGACGAGUCCUCCGGCGAGGUAAGUCGGUAUGAGGCCAAAGUGUGGGAGAAAAUCAACACCGGGUAUAAGGUCCAGAUUUUUAGGCUAGCGCCGUACUCGAUCAAAUCCUCAGAUAAGGUUGGGAAUGGGAUUUGCUGUGUUGGGGUUGAUAACUUGAUGCCAUGGAUGAAUGAGACCUAUUUGUACUACAAGUGCUUUUAUAGAAUUAGGAGACAGCUUUUGGGAUUGGAGGUAAUUAAGCAGGAUAUUGAGAAGGGCAGUUGCAAAGGGGUUCUAUGGUUGAAAAAUUGUGAAGACUCUGAGGAAAUCUUGAAGAGAUAUGAUGGGAAAAAUAUGCCAUGCACCAAUCAAUUACUCUAUGAUUUUGAUAUGAGAAACUUGUCCUAG